AUGUCAAUUUUCUGGUCAGGCAUCGCCGGCAUCUGCGUCGUUCGCGUCAUUAUCAUCACCUUCCGGGUCAAAUCAAUCCUCGCCGGCAAUGAGGAUCUCUUGACUACCAUCAACCAUAUCCACAUCGCCUACUUCGGUCUCAUCGCGUCGCUCGAAUGCCUCAGCGCAUACUUCCUCAUCGUCCUCUUUACAUCGGCCAAGACUUCAUCUGCCGAGAUUGCGCGCAGUGGUGGUCUUUUCCAAUACUUGGCCCGAAGCACGGAAAUAAGAGUCGCUCUUCUGGCUCUGCAGGGUACGCUUCGCGCUGUGACGCAUUCAUUCAAGACGGCUGGCCAGACGGCGGAGAACAUUGCUACCCAACUGGACCGAUUCUUCUACGCUGUCUUCUGCCUGUACUCCAUGGUGUUAUACAUCGAUCUUCUUUCGUCCAAACUCAAGUUCAACGGUACCCAGGAUUACCCCUCCUCUCGUGAUCGCUAUGUCCACCAGAGCAGCCAGCCUGGUCGCUUCACCUCAACACAAAAGGAUGACUUUGCCCAAACUAGAACGGAGCAUGUCGUCGGUGUUGACGGCGGCACACGUACCCAUAAGACCCGAAAUGAUUCUACAGAUCAUAUCAUUGAGGGCGGUUCCUCACAAGGCGACGGGUCAAUUAACCUGGAGGACAUGGACCUCAAGGGCAAUGUGAUCAAGAAGACGGUUGAGUUCAGAGUCGUGUAG
Molecule: messenger RNA, 720 nt
Organism: Fusarium musae
Lineage: Eukaryota; Fungi; Ascomycota; Sordariomycetes; Hypocreales; Nectriaceae
Exons: 2
Coding region: 1-720 (239 amino acids)
Source: RefSeq, a predicted model, not a curated record